Molecule: messenger RNA, 978 nt
Organism: Arachis duranensis
Lineage: Eukaryota; Viridiplantae; Streptophyta; Magnoliopsida; Fabales; Fabaceae
Exons: 2
Coding region: 1-978 (325 amino acids)
Source: RefSeq, a predicted model, not a curated record
AUGGUAGAAGUGUUCAAGAAAGUUGAGGUAACCAUCCCCCUCUUUGAUGCUAUCCAUCAAGUUCCUAGAUAUGCUAAAUUCCUCAAAGACUUAUGCAUACAUAAGGACAGAAUUCUUGAAUUGGAAACUAUCCCAUUGGGGAGUUCGAUUUCCGCUUUAAUGGGAACAUUGUCCGAGAAGUGUGAUGAUCCGGGACCUUGUAUGGUCACUUGCACAGUCAAUGGAGUUCAAUUUAGAGAUUGUAUGUGUGACCUUGGAGCAUGUGUUAGCAUCAUGCCACUAUCCGUCUACCGGGUAUUGAACUUACCACCACUAAAGAGGUCGACGGCAAGAUUUGUCCUAGCGGAUAAAAGCAUAAUAACCGUAGCGGGUGUUGCGGAAGAUGUAUUGGUGAAUAUAAAAGGGUUGGCGUUUCCGAUUGACUUCUAUGUCCUUGAAAUGCCAUCAAGCGAAAUCGAGAGAGCAUCGUCUAUCCUACUUGGAAGACCAUUCUUGAGGACUUCUAGAUUUAAACUUGAUGCUUACUCGGGGAACUACUCAUUUGAAAUAGAUGGGAGAAUUGUAAGCUUUAGCCUAGAGGAAGCAAUGAAGCAUCCACUGAAGAACCACUCUUUAUUUCGGUGUGAUCCAAUUGAUAACAUAGUGGCCGAAGUACAUCUAGCAAAGUUAGAUGAGAAGUAUAUGGUUGAAGAAGCAAAUGAAAAGUCAAGCGAACUAAAGACCACACAUCAUGCAAAUCAUCCGGAAACUCAAACCUCAAAGAAUGACAAAAAGAUGGAAUUGAAGCCACUACCACCUCACCUAAGGUAUUCAUACCUUGAUGAAGCCCAAGAGCUACCCGUGAUAAUUGCACAAGAGCUAACCCCUCAACAGGAAGAGAAAUUGCUAAAUGUAUUGAGAAGAAACAAAAGGGCAAUCGGGUGGAGUUUGGCGGAUCUAGUGGGAAUAAGCCCCAAAGUAACCUUGAAAAAGUCUUAG